AGUCCAGAUUUUAAAGAACUUUGAAAUUUGGAUGUUAGGUAGAUAGACAGGAAGGACCAUUGUAGAUUUUUAAGCAGGAAAGGACAUGAGCAGCUAUCCAUCAGGAAGAUAGAUGUAGAAGUCAUUUUAUAGUUGAAGCUGAGGAAUGAGGAGGGUCUAAAUUAACUGAAGUAGCUUUGAAAAUGAAGAAGAUGGGUUAAAAAUCCUGAAGAUAUAAAAUGUCAGUCAACUUUAGUGAAAAUUGGGUUAAGACCUGGAGAAAAAAAUUGAUUGGGUGAAGUAAAUUGGUACCAAGGUUAAUGUCACUAUCUUUUCAUAUAUACCUUCCUUGUAGCUCUGAGGGAAGCCUGAUCAAAUAAAAGGGUCUUCUGCACAGAGUUUUGCUUACCUCCCUUUCCUCUGCCCCUCUUUUUGUCUCCUUAAUGUCUGGGGAAGAAGUAAAGCACAAAGAAAGGAGGAGAAAAUAUAAAGAGCAUGUAAAGGAAAAGAGAGAGGUUAAAUUCAGCAUUUCAUUUUGUCAGUUGAAAUUGGUUUUAACAGCCUCAUUUCCCUUUAAAAAAUCUGGCCAGUAUAAUUAAAAUAAAUUAUUUAACAAGAAACACUUUUUGUGUGUGUGCAUGGCCAAAAUAACAUGAUUGCAUAAUCAUUAAUGUUAUAAUUAGGAACUAAGUAUGAAAUGUUACUCUCCACAUGAAGUCUUUUAUUGCUGAUUUGUUGAUUAUAUAUAGGGACAAUUCAUUGCAUUUGAUGUUAUCUCAAUUUUCUUCACAUCUAGAAUAGUCCUGACACUAGCUUGUCGAAGGCACCAGACCAGUAAUCCUGCAGAAAGUCCUGCAUUUUUAUUUUGUCAGAUUGCUUCUUUGGUGUCAUCAGGCCAAUUCUUCUAGUUCUCAAUCAAGGCAUGCCCAAAGAAAAAUACGAGCCCCCUGACCCUCGGAAGAUGUACACAAUUAUGUCCACUGAGGAAGCAGCGAAUGGAAAGAAAUCACACUGGGCAGAACUUGAAAUAAGUGGAAGAGUAAGAAGCUUGAGCUCAUCUUUGUGGUCACUUACUCACCUGACAGCUUUGCAUCUGAGUGACAAUUUCCUGUCCCGUAUUCCUUCAGACAUUGCCAAGCUUCACAAUCUGGUGUAUCUGGACCUGUCCUCAAACAAAAUCCGGAGUUUACCAGCAGAACUCGGAAACAUGGUAUCACUCAGGGAACUCCAUUUAAAUAACAACCUGUUACGAGUUCUACCUUUUGAGAUGGGAAAACUGUUUCAGUUGCAGACUUUAGGCCUGAAAGGAAAUCCACUUACCCUGGAUAUAUUGAACCUCUAUCUGGAACCAGAUGGAACAAAAAGGCUACUUAACUACUUGCUUGAUAAUUUGGCAGGUACUGCAAAAAGAAUUUCAACAGAACAACCACCUCCAAGAUCUUGGAUUAUGUUACAAGAACCAGACAGAACAAGACCAACUGCCUUGUUUUCUGUCAUGUGCUAUAAUGUUCUUUGUGAUAAAUAUGCGACCCGGCAGUUAUAUGGCUACUGUCCAUCAUGGGCACUAAAUUGGGAUUACAGGAAAAAGGCCAUUAUUCAAGAAAUCCUGAGCUGCAGUGCUGAUAUCAUAAGUCUUCAGGAGGUUGAAACAGAACAGUAUUACAGUUUUUUUCUGGUAGAACUGAAAGAACGUGGCUAUAAUGGAUUCUUUAGUCCUAAAUCUAGAGCUAGGACAAUGUCAGAACAAGAAAGAAAGCAUGUUGAUGGCUGUGCAAUAUUCUUCAAGACAGAAAAAUUUACUUUGGUUCAGAAACACACUGUUGAAUUUAAUCAGCUAGCAAUGGCAAAUUCAGAAGGGUCUGAAGCUAUGCUGAACAGAGUUAUGACAAAAGAUAACAUUGGAGUUGCAGUACUACUAGAACUUCGAAAGGAAUUGAUUGAAAAGUCAUCUAAUACAGCAGGAAAGCCACAUCUUGGAACAGAAAAACAACUUCUUCUCGUGGCUAAUGCUCAUAUGCAUUGGGACCCUGAGUACUCUGAUGUGAAGUUAGUUCAAACGAUGAUGUUUCUCUCAGAAGUGAAGAACAUUAUUGAUGAAGCCUCACGAAGCCUCCACUCGAGCGCAUUGGGAGAAUUGGGAAAUAUUCCACUGGUGUUGUGUGCAGAUCUUAAUUCUUUGCCAGACUCUGGUGUUGUAGAAUAUUUGAGCACUGGUGGAGUAGAAACAAAUCAUAAAGACUUUAAGGAACUGAGAUAUAAUGAAAGUCUUACGAACUUUAGCUGUAAUGGGAAAAAUGGGACAACCAAUGGAAGGAUCACUCAUGGCUUCAAGUUAAAGAGUGCCUAUGAGACUGGCCUGAUGCCUUACACAAAUUACACGUUUGAUUUCAAGGGUAUAAUUGACUACAUCUUCUAUUCUAAGCCUCAGCUGAACACCUUAGGCAUCCUGGGACCUCUGGACCACCACUGGCUAGUUGAGAAUAAUAUCAGCGGCUGCCCACACCCACUUAUCCCCUCCGACCACUUCUCACUUUUUGCACAGCUGGAGCUCUUACUGCCUUUCCUGCCCCAAGUUAACGGCAUUCACCUUCCUGGCAGGAGGUAGUCAAGUACCUUCAGAAGACGACCUCAAUUUCACUUGUAAACUUAUAAAAAAAUCUGAAUAUAGGGGAGUGAGAUAUGGCCAUUAGGGAUUUUUUUUUAUUAAUGAUGAUUUGAGUUUUCAAUCUUCUUAUUUGAUAGGGAUAUAGUGUGAGAGCCAGGUGCUAGCAACAGACAAAUUCUGAGCCCAAUAUGCUUUAUAUACUGUUGGACAGGGAUUGGUGUGUUUGCACCUAUCUUUAAUUUUCCUGUUUCUUCUAUCCAAUAUAGUAUUUUCAUGCCUUGAAAUAGGAAAAUGUUUGAACAGCAUAUUCUCUUUGCACAGAAAUCUAUAGUACUACUUUUCUGAGGCCAGUAAUAACAUCCAGAGACCAUUCUCCAUACUUUACUCCCUUCUUUUUCAGACAUAUUUGUAAAAUACAGAAUUUGAAUUUAGCCUUUAUGAUUGUAUAUGAUCCACAGAAGACCUGAUUUAUGAAAUUUUGUACUAAAAAGAUCAGAUUUGGAAAUGAUUGUAUUGUAAAUUAAGGCUAAGCUUUUGUUUGUGUGUGUUUUUUACACCGGUUUCAUGUUAUAAAGGCCAGCUGGUAAAAGAAGCUGCAACAGACUUUCUCUGCGGAGGAGUUGCACUGCUGCGUUUUCUUGGCUGUUUUGUGCUACUUUGUUACUAAAUGGAGAAACUUACUCUUUAAACCUAUUUAAAUCUUAGGACAUUUUUUCGUGAAUUCUGGGUUUUUACAAAAACUAUCUAUCUACCAGGACAGAUAAGCUGAGCAGUGAUGAUCUGUAGGCAUUUAUGGACUGAAUAUAAUGAUAUAUGUACAUUCUGAUAUUUUUAAAUCUUUAACUUUUUUUAAGUUAAAAAAUUACAGCUGCUUAGGUACAGCUUUUUAACUCCUUUUUGAGAAACCUCCUGUCUAUCUCCACGGUGCCUGCCUACAUUGUUCUCCCCGAGCACUGCCUGUGCAUGCAGAGAGAAUCUGUGCAUCUUCUCUUAUAGUUUUAAAUACUGUUGGCCAUUUGUGAGGAUUUUAUGGAAAUGCUUUUGUAUGAGCUGUGACUUUUUUCCCAUUGUAAAGCAUUGAAUAUCACAUUUUGGACUUAGGGUGAAUCCCUGGGUCUUUGCUCACUAGACCCAAGCACUGCUUCUUGGUGUCACUCACAGUGCUGUCACCCAGAAUACUACUAUCAUGUGAAGUCUUUUUGUUUUCCAUGUAUGCCUUAGUCUCCAUGUUUUUCUUUUAAAAAAUCAUUCCUUUUUUUUUUUUUAAGUAAUUUUCCGUUUAUGAAACAGUUAUAAAUGAGAUGUAUUUUCAAAACAGGUCCUUAAGGCAAUUCUUCAGAUCAUUUUUGAAGUGACUAAGCUAUUUUAACAUGUCAACCAAGAUAAAAGUUAUAUUGUACCCUGUAUAUUUGCCCAUAGUGUCGUUAGUAGAUUAGAGAUUAAAGCCAGCUUUAACUUUACAAAGUUAA
Molecule: messenger RNA, 4053 nt
Organism: Eptesicus fuscus (big brown bat)
Lineage: Eukaryota; Metazoa; Chordata; Mammalia; Chiroptera; Vespertilionidae
Gene: CNOT6
Product: CCR4-NOT transcription complex subunit 6
Exons: 12
Coding region: 902-2584 (560 amino acids)
Biological process (GO): nuclear-transcribed mRNA poly(A) tail shortening
Cellular component (GO): cytoplasm; nucleus; CCR4-NOT complex
Molecular function (GO): protein binding; poly(A)-specific ribonuclease activity
Source: RefSeq, a predicted model, not a curated record